Messenger RNA from Cydia splendana, 1637 nucleotides. RefSeq names its product ATP synthase subunit gamma, mitochondrial (gene ATPsyngamma). NCBI's taxonomy places the organism in Eukaryota, Metazoa, Arthropoda, Insecta, Lepidoptera, Tortricidae. Gene Ontology annotation, molecular function: proton-transporting ATP synthase activity, rotational mechanism. The coding region runs from base 39 to 926 and encodes 295 amino acids. The transcript is spliced from 7 exons. The record is from RefSeq and is a predicted model, not a curated record. Gene Ontology annotation, biological process: proton motive force-driven ATP synthesis.
CGUUUCUAUCAUCUGAUUUUGUUUUCAGAGCCGUGAAAAUGUUGGGACGUAUCGCGCCUGGUGUCGCCCAGGUGACGGCGGUGGUCAGUCACCAGCAGAACAGGAAUAUGGCCACUCUGAAGUCCAUUUCCCUCCGUCUGAAGUCCGUAAAGAAUAUUCAGAAGAUCACCCAAUCCAUGAAGAUGGUGUCCGCUGCCAAAUACACUCGCGCCGAGCGUGACCUGAAGGCUGCGCGCCCCUAUGGUGAGGGUGCUGUCCAGUUCUAUGAGAAAGCUGAGGUCCAGGUACCCGAAGAUGAGCCGAAGCAGCUCUACAUUGCCAUGACCUCAGACAGAGGUCUGUGCGGCGCCGUUCACACCGGCGUGUCCAAGGUCAUCCGUCUCCGCCUGGCCGAGCCCGGCGCCGAGAACAUCAAAGUCAUCUGUGUCGGCGACAAGUCCCGCGCUAUUCUGUCCCGUCUGUACGGCAAGCACAUCAUCUCUGUGUGCAACGAGAUUGGGCGCCUCCCCCCCACCUUCCUGGACGCCGCGCAGCUGGCUAACGGCAUCCUGACCUCCGGCUACGACUUCGGAUCCGGCAAGAUCAUCUACAACAAGUUCCGCUCCGUCGUGUCCUACGCGCAGGAUGACCUGCCCCUGUUCAGCAGGAAGGCUGUCGAGGCUGCUCCCAAGCUGGCGGUGUACGACUCCCUGGACUCCGAAGUGCUGCAGUCCUACAUGGAGUUCUCGCUCGCCUCCAUGCUUUUCUACGCUCUGAAGGAGGGCGCGUGCUCGGAGCAGUCGUCGCGCAUGACGGCCAUGGACAACGCGUCCAAGAACGCCGGCGAGAUGAUCGACAAGCUCACGCUCACCUUCAACCGCACGCGCCAGGCCGUCAUCACCAGAGAGCUCAUCGAGAUCAUCUCUGGUGCUGCUGCGCUCGAGUAAAUGUACAACUUUGACAGCGGAUUAUUGGAGGAAAAUCGAAAUUGUGGAAUCAAAAAUUGUUUUUUUAUCCCGGAUACUAAAAUAAUGGCCCAAUUUGUCCAACCAGUCUAUCGUUUUGGUAGAAAACUGGCAAUUUGGCUCUCAUUUUAUUACCUAGGAUUUAAAACAGACAGAUAAAAUAUCUGAGACAGUGGGUGGAUUAGAUUGAUAUUUCUUCAGACCUGAAGAAAAGUUAUUCUGUCUUUAAAUAUAAAAGAUGACGAAUAAGUUUCAUUUCGCUACUGUCCUGCGUAAGAAACGAUAUUUUAUCUGGCGACAAAGAUCUAUACAUCUUUUUAGCAUGGUUUUUUGCCAAGCGGGUGUUAUCAUCUAGAGUGAAACCUAACAUAGUAACGGUGUUAGGCUCAUGGGUUAUUUACCAUACAAGACACACUAAGAAAAGCUUGAAAUUCGUUGUCAAAGUAAAAAUUGUUUUAUUUAUAUUAUACUGCCGUUUAAAAAAUGUAAUCAAUAGAAAAAUGUACCGUAUUGCUGACAUUGUCGGAUGGUGUUCACAUUUAUUUGUAAAAAACACGCAUUUAUAUACAUUACUGGCUUUAACACCUUUUUAUAAAUAGUUUUGGACACUGUUAGAUGAGGUUAUUCGUCGAUCAUGGUUGGAAACCAACGGUGAAAGUGGUGGUUUAUUAAAUAAAGUAUCAUUUAGAUUUA